CCUAGGUCUUUUUAUUAAUUGUUUUAUUCUUAUUUUAAUUUAGACUUUAUUUUUAUCCAAAUUUCGUGACAUAAUUUAGUUUUUCCGUACCUUGAAAGCUAGAUUGAAUAUCAUCUCCCUGUGGAUUCGACCCUACUUACCUUACUACAUUGUUAGUUGGUUUUGUUAGGAAUUUAUUUUUGACAGGUGUACGACAACCUAUCACUCCAUCAAAAUUACAUUACUUUGCCGCAUUUCAAAUGGUCAAUUUCAGGUGAAAUACCAAAUAUUUAAUGAAAUCAACUACGAGUAUUACCCAGAAAACAAUUGUAUAUCAAAACUGCCAUGAUUUGCACAAAAUGAACACAUAAAGCGUAUAUGAUCCAAUAAUCACAAAAAAAAAAAAAAAAAAAAAAUAUUGUACAUCAAAACUGCCAUGAUUUGCACAAAAUGAACACAUAAAGCGUAUAUGAUCCAAUAAUCACAAAUAAAAAACAAAAAAACACAAGCAAAUAAUUAGGUUACAAAAUCCUAAAUUAUAAGAGAGAAAAUUAUCAUGGUACCUCUAUUUAGAACUAUUGAAAGCACCAUAAUAGUUUAUUCAGCAAAAACAAAACUAUAUCUAAUUGAAUGUAACAUUUAAAUAACGAAUAUCAAUAAAAAUGAAAUAAACUGAGAGCAAUCCCUUAAAACACUCGAUCAACAAAGAGAAAGCAGUGAAGAUAGCUAGGAAGGUAAGAGUAGAGAGAGAAACUGAAAGAAGAAAAUAAAGAAUGGAUUUGAAAACUGUAAAAAAAAAAUAAAAAAAAUAAAGGCAAACAGGAUUCACAGAUGCAAGUCCAUAUUGAAGUGCUUAACUUGCUUUAUAUGUACCGAUUUACAACAUCCUUAUUCCGAGUCUAAAUAAUACAGAAAAAAACAUUCAUAGUUGGAGAAAUAGUGACAAUUCUAGUAUAUUGGGUUUUUUUAAAUAUUUGUCAUCCUUAAUACUACUACAAACAAACAAUGAACAUUAAAAUUAAUUUAAUUUUUGAUAUUGGAUUGUGGGGUUCCAUAUACUCGAAUCAAUCAAACCUACUUGGCGCGUAAUUUCCAAUUAAAAAUUAGAAAAAAAUUAAAAACAAAAUUAUGGAAGAAAUAAGUAAUGAAUUACCCAGAUCCAAAUCCUCUAAAAGAUACCCUUUUCUUUUGUACUGUUCUUGUAAAUUACAAUCAUCAUCAUCAUUUCCCCCACUUUUUUUUUUCUUUUUGUUUUUUUUUCCUCUCCUUUGUCAGCUGCUGUGUUUUUGUCUAAUUUGCUGAAGAAAUUUGAGGAAAGUUUGAAUCUUUUUAUUUUUUUAGAAUUUUUUUGAGAAGGGGUGAUGGAAACUUCUGGAAUUGAGCUCAUAGAAUCUGAUGCUGUUCUUGUUAAUCAUCAGGGUGAACACAUUGAUGAGAGCUCUUUAGCUCGUCAAUCAAGACGUCCAAACCUAUCUCGUCUGCAAAUUCCAGCUAGGUCUCUAGAGAAUGUGCUCUCUAAUAUGAAAAACACAGAUAUUCUUACCUUUUCAAGUCCGUCUUCCACCAGAGCGGGGUUGCCACCAAGACCUUGCUCAACCGGGAUCAAAUCAUCUGUGAGAAACAUGCUUCCACAGAGAAGCCUCUGCUCAAAGACUUGCUCUCAGGAUGGUGAAAAGACAUUCCUAAUUUUCUCAAACAUACCAAAGUCUGACACUACUAUGGACAAGCCUUCUACUUCAAGGUCAUUCUCUCUAAACAAGGUUUUUUCUUCUCCUUCAACCAAGAGAGCAUGUUCAUUACCAGUUACACCCAUUGCAAAUUCAGGUCCCCAGUCUGGGCAGGAAAGGGAUGUGUAUCCUGUCAACCAUCUUAUUGACUCAAACCAAGAAGCACAGCUGCCAAUGAAACGCUCAUUUUCUGUUCCAGUUAAUGUAAAAAAUGCAAGCUUAAAAAGAGUGGGUUCUACAGGAGGUGUAAUCCGUGUUGUUCCAGUGACACCUCAUCAAGUGGAAGUUGAUACUUCUUUGCCAAAUGAUGCUGCAACUGGAGAAAGUGGUAAUAAAGAUGCCAGUGAAGACAUCCCUGAAGAAGAAGCUGUAUGUAGAAUAUGUUUGGUUGAGUUAGGGGAAGAAGGCGUUACAUUUAAGUUGGAGUGCAGCUGCAAAGGUGAGCUUGCACUUGCUCACAAGGAAUGUGCUGUAAAGUGGUUUACUAUCAAAGGAAAUAAAAUAUGUGAUGUCUGCAAGCAAGAUGUGAGAAAUCUACCAGUGACUUUGUUGAGGCUACCAACUCCUCGUCCUGUCCAGACCAGGCCACCGAUCAUCAGAGAGAAUACACAAGUCCCGCAUACCAGGAUCUGGCAUGAUAUUCCAGUUCUUGUGUUAGUGAGCAUGCUAGCGUAUUUUUGCUUUUUGGAGCAACUUCUGGUGUCAGAUCUUGGCGCACGUGCUCUAGCCAUAUCAUUACCUUUUGCGUGUGUUCUUGGUCUUCUAUCUGCCAUGAUAGCAUCUACCAUAGUUAACAAGGGAUACAUUUGGGCAUAUGCUUCGUUCCAGUUUGCAAUUGUGCUCCUUUUUGCUCAUAUCUUCUAUACUGUACUUAAUGUUGCUCCACUUCUGUCUGUUCUUCUUUCCUCAUUUACUGGAUUUGGAAUUGCAAUAAGCACAAAUGCGCUAAUUGUGGAAUGCCUUAGAUGGAGAGCAAGUUCUUCUGAGCCAUUUUUUCAUCCUACAAACAGAAGCAGGCAGCCAAGGCAACACCUUCGAGAUCAUCAUCAUCAUCAUCAUCAUAAUCAACAUAUCCACCAGCAUCAACACCGCAUGCAUCAUCAACCUGUGCAUGUUCAAGAAGUCUCGUUGGGGCCCAUGGAUAAUAUAAGAUCAUAAGAAACUGUGAUAAUGCAUCCACUGUCCUGAGACAGAUGUGAAAUGAUGUUUAUCGAAGUGGUCUCCUAUGUACCGAACAUGAAUACCAAAGAUAGAAUGACAGCUGCUCGGUUCUUAUAGAGAUUGUACCUUAAAGUGACGUCUGCACCAUCAAUGCAACACUAACUGCUUAAAUUCUACAAGAUGACGGAGUUCUUGAAAGAAAGACUGUUACCUACCAAGACCAGUCGUGCCUAGAGGUACAGUGUACACCAAAAUUCUUGCUAGCUGCUUCGUUCUCCAAUGUCCUCAUUCCUCACCACGUUGUACAAAAAGGGAUUUCAAAACCUUGUAAUCUUGAGCUCUAGCCUAUGUUUCGGGGGGAAAAUGCUUCAGGAUGCCUGCUGCCUUUUCCUCUCCCUUCGUCUCCCUCCAGUUUUUUUUUUUUUUUUUUUUUUUUUUUUUUUUUUUUUUCUUUUGUAAUGAGGGAGAUGGGGUGGGAUACUCUCCAAAACCUGGACAGUCCAGUAACUAGAUUUUUGUUUGACGGAGAGAAGCCUUUGAUGGGAGUAUUAUGGAUGCAUACAUGGAGCAUUGUACAGUGUUGUGUGCUUACUUUUUAGGCCUUAUAAACUCACCACUUUGUCUUCUAUUGCUCUUUAUAAGUUGCUUUCAUCUCCGCUUUGGUCAUAUUGUGUAACAAGAACCACAAAGAGUAUUAUGUAGACGAAAUUCAAUCUAAGGGUAUUACCCCCAAGAUUUUAAUAUACUAAAUUAGUCGGCAUUCACUUUGAUAAAUGAAGCUUUUACAACACA
Molecule: messenger RNA, 3659 nt
Organism: Chenopodium quinoa (quinoa)
Lineage: Eukaryota; Viridiplantae; Streptophyta; Magnoliopsida; Caryophyllales; Amaranthaceae
Exons: 9
Coding region: 1341-2864 (507 amino acids)
Molecular function (GO): zinc ion binding
Source: RefSeq, a predicted model, not a curated record